AUUACAUCCAGAUUCGUAUACCUUAAGGUCAAUCUUGAUCAUUGGAGUGGUCUGCCCCAAACUGUUCUCGGCUCUUUCACGUGACCACACUCGACCAUGACUAAGCUGCCACCUCAGGCAUGGAAGCUGGAGGCCGGCGCCGGGACCGGGGCUGCCAAUAUAGAAUGUAGACAGGUCAGCACGCAUUAAAACCAUACCAGCAACACCACUCCCACAAGAAACUGUCCACGCCUCAGGGCCAUUUGGCGCCAUGGAUUUCGCAAGUCUCAAAGACCAAGUGAGCAAUCUCUCGCUCUACGACAUCAAGGCGGGCGUCCGUAAGGUCCAGAAUGCCGUUAUGAACUUCACAGAGAUGGAAGCCAAGGUUCGCGAAGCCACUAAUAACGAACCUUGGGGUGCCUCCUCUACACUCAUGCAAGAGAUUGCCAAUGCUACUUUCAACUACCAAUUAUUGAACGAGAUCAUGCCCAUGAUCUACAAGCGAUUUACUGAGAAAGCGGCGGAGGAGUGGAGACAAAUAUACAAAGCCCAGCAACUGCUCGAGUUCCUCAUCAAGAAUGGUUCGGAACGGGUGAUUGACGACGCGCGGUCUCAUAUUUCUCUCCUCAAAAUGCUGCGACAAUUUCAUUACAUCGACCAGAAUGGAAAGGACCAGGGUAUCAAUGUUCGAAACCGAGCAAAAGAGUUGGCUGAGCUUCUAAGCGACGUUGACAGGAUUAGACAAGAGCGGAAGAAAGCAAGAGCAACUAGGAACAAGUAUGGUGGCGUCGAAGGAGGUAUGGGAUUAGGAGGAGGAAUGUCUAGCAGCAGUCGAUAUGGAGGUUAUGGAAGUGAAGAUGCAGGUGGCUAUGGCGGCUAUAGUGGCGGUGUAUACGGCGACGGUGGUGGAUUUGGAGGCAACACAUCUGGCUUUCAAGACACACAGGCCCGGCGAGAUCGCUUUGAAGAGUACGACGAAGGCGAUGAUGGAGCGGCAACUACUGCUGGUCGGAGUAGGACGGGUGCUGAGGCAUCAACCGCGAAAGAGCCCAAAAAGCCAGACCCACCGAAACCAAAAGCCCCUGAAGUCGAUCUAUUUUCGUUCGACGAGCCUGCCGCUCCGUCUGCACCCAGCGGCAUGCAAGCAACACCCGCCGGAAACGGCUUGGCUGACGACGACGACGAAGACUUUGACGAUUUCCAGUCUGCCGCUCCAGCGCCCUCUCAGCCACCGCAAGUUCAAGCCAAGCAGGCGUUUAGCAUACCAGCCCCUUCAACAACAUCUACCACCAGCUCUGCCACACAAUUCGCUGCUCCACAGCCACGAUCAGGAGCUCAAGGGGCCAGCUUGAAUGACAUGUUCUCAUCGAUAUCUCCUGCGCCAGGUCAAACACAGCGGCCGACCGGCUACCAAGCCUCGCAGCCAAACUACUUUACCUCUGUCCCAGUCGCAAACAAUCAGCCGGCGUCUGGGACCAGCACGCCUUCCCUGAUGUCACCAGGCGCGCAGAAGCCUGCAGCAUCAAAGUCGUCUGCUGGAGCAGAUCCUUUCGGUUCUCUGCUCGCUGGAUCCAAUCUGAAAAAGGCUGGCACUCCGUCGCAGAAAGGCAUGUCCAUAGCCGACAUGCAAAAACAAAAAGCAAGCGCGGGUAUUUGGGGGGCGCCUGCCUCCUCACAGCAGGGCGGUGCUGCUUCGUCAAACGCCAAACCGACGCAACAGGCUGGAGCCUUUGGUGAUCUUCUUGGUUAAACAUGAAUAGGUUGGUCUCAAAACAUACGUAGAGAAAAUCAUCUGGAAGACAGAGAUUGUAUACCCUGUCCUGUAUUGCAGUUCGCCCCAAGGUUAAUAAACUCGAUAGCACGUGACGAGAAGUAACCGCUUCCACUGUUUCUUCUUCUUCUUCUUCCCACACGUAGCUGCUUUAAACCAGUUUCUGCCGU
Pseudovirgaria hyperparasitica is the source of this 1920-nucleotide messenger RNA. Its product is annotated as ENTH-domain-containing protein. The transcript is spliced from 5 exons. Lineage: Eukaryota; Fungi; Ascomycota; Dothideomycetes; Acrospermales; Acrospermaceae. The coding region runs from base 251 to 1729 and encodes 492 amino acids. Gene Ontology annotation, molecular function: phospholipid binding; clathrin binding. Gene Ontology annotation, cellular component: endosome; clathrin vesicle coat; plasma membrane. Gene Ontology annotation, biological process: endocytosis; Golgi to endosome transport. The record is from RefSeq and is a predicted model, not a curated record.